Messenger RNA from Rhincodon typus (whale shark), 492 nucleotides. Its product is annotated as nmrA-like family domain-containing protein 1. The coding region runs from base 46 to 492 and encodes 148 amino acids. NCBI's taxonomy places the organism in Eukaryota, Metazoa, Chordata, Chondrichthyes, Orectolobiformes, Rhincodontidae. The transcript has 3 exons. The record is from RefSeq and is a predicted model, not a curated record.
GGAAGCGGGAGGGGAAGGGAGUGAAGCCCGAGGCCCGGCUCCGUGAUGGCGGCCCCGCGGACUGUUGCUGUUUUCGGCGCUUUCGGAAAUCAAGGUGGAUCAGUGGCGAUGGCCCUAUUGAAGGAUGGCUCGUUCAAGGUGAGAGCUAUUACGAGGAACCCAAGAAAAAAAGCAGUUCAAGAAUUGAAACGUCUUGGAGCUGAGAUUGUAAAAGCUGACCUGGACAAUGAAAAGAGCCUGUUGGAAGCACUGAAAGACGUAUAUGGAGUCUUCUUAGUCACAGAUUACUGGGAGUAUAUGGACAAAGAUAGAGAAGUACAGCAGGUUCUUGCAUCAGAAAUCCAGGCCCUUAUGCUCCCGCUGCGUGAUGCCAAUUUCAUCAGGUACCCAGUUUCAGCUGCAUUUAGGUCAGGGGGCAAACUACAGAAGCUCUCUCACAUGCUGAGUGUUUCCAGCAUGUUUAGAUUUUUAGGACCUGCAGAACUUUGCUAA